AUGUCUUGGCAGGGGCUUUCUCUAUCCCGCCAACUCACUCGCGCAGUGCUACGGCUGGGCUGGAAGUUUCCUACGACUGUUCAAGAAAAAGUUAUACCUAUUGUACUUGCUGGCCGAGAUGCACUAGUUUCAGCAGUGACUGGUUCUGGCAAGACAGGGGCAUUUGGCAUACCUCUGCUAGAGAGGAUGAUUCUUCGUGGGAGAGAUACCUACGGGACUACUGCGCUUAUUCUCUCCCCAACUCGUGAGCUUGCUGCCCAGACUGCUGCUGUUCUCCAGGAGCUCGCUUACUUUACCAACUUUCGUGUCUACCUCUUGAUAGGUGGCACUGACACGGCGAAGCAGGCUGCACAAUUGCGUACCGAGCCUGACAUUAUCGUAGCAACCCCAGGACGGCUCAUAGAUUUAGUCCGCAACACGGUCAAUUUCUCUCUAGACACAAUUGAGGUUCUGGUACUGGACGAAGGAGAUAAGAUGCUAGAUAUAGGAUUUCACGACGAGCUGAAGGAAAUCUGUGCGCUGUGUCCAGUUGCUCGGCAGACCCUGCUUUUUUCAGCAACAAUGGAGAAAGAGGUCUUAAGCUUCUCACUCCUCGCUCUGCAGAAGCCGCUCCAGGUGCAAAUAGAUCCUCCCCGGACAGUAGCCCAAACAAUAACACAGGAGUUUGUUAUGAUUACACCUACGCUGCUUCGAAAAUGCACAGAGAAGUUCAAGGGCGAGGAUAGUUCACUAAAGUCCUCAACACUUUCUGCAAUUGCACGAGACAUACUUCUCGUGUCUCUCCUCCGUAACAACUUCUCCUCUGAGGACGGCCAGCACAAGAUUAUGGUCUUCUGCAAUAGCAAGCGUGAGGUAAGAAGAGUUUUCAUACUCCUUGACAUGUUGAGUAAGCCACCGGAGGACGCAGCCCGUUCGUGUUUACUCGCUGGUAUCAGACCAUCGUGCCUUCAUGGAGACUCUAGCCAGAAGGAACGGGCAACAGAACUGGAUCGCUUUAGGUCGGGAGACAUCAACUUGCUCGUUUGCUCAGACGUCGCUAGCAGAGGUCUCGAUAUUGAAAAUGUAACUGUCGUCAUACAGUAUGACUUUCCUCUCAGCCUUGACGUCCAUAUUCACCGUGUAGGUCGCACCGGUCGUGCAGACGCGCCAGGAACUUCUAUAACCUUUGUUCACGACAAUGCUCAGGAACAGAACGUGCUAAAAGAGAUUCAGGACAGCCAAAAGGAGCGGGCAAAGGGCCAGCCUCUUCGCCAAAGGAAGAUUGACUCUAAACUUAUUACUACCAUAACGCAUUAUUUUGUGCAUAAUUCUGUCCCAGACAAGCUCAAGCGCAGAGUGGAUCGGAUGAAUUUAGAGAUGGCGGUGAAGAUGGAGGAGAUUAAGAUCAAGAAGGCCGAAAACAUAAUGGAAUUCAAAGAUGAGAUCUUCAGCAGGCCCAAGAAGACGUGGUUCCAGACAGAAGCUGAAAAGGCCAACUUGCGGGCUCUUCAUGCCCGCGUGGUAUCGGGUGCAAUUACCAAUAAGGAAGCCGUCCGAGACCUCUCCAAGGAGGAGCAGAAGUACCUCCGGAAAAUCACAUCUGAGGCCAAGAUGGUUAAGAAUCGCCAAGAAAACAGUCUUCCUCCGGAUGUGUUGGCCAGUAUUCGGGCUAAGAAGCGAGCAGAACGGAAUCUACGCGAAGAAGGAGAAUCUCCAGGAGAAGUCCGCAACAGAAUGUAUGAGGAGGCCAGGAUCCAGCGGCGAGCCAUCAGGAUGCAAAGAAAGACUGACUCUAAGAACAACCGCAAUCUCGACGACCAGACAGUGGCACCAUAUCAGAUGAAGCGGGGUAAAAAGCCAACAGGGUUUAAGUCAAAGAAACGAUACAAGCGUAGAUAA
Messenger RNA from Giardia duodenalis, 1878 nucleotides. Its product is annotated as ATP-dependent RNA helicase. The record is from RefSeq and is a predicted model, not a curated record. The coding region runs from base 1 to 1878 and encodes 625 amino acids. The transcript has a single exon. Lineage: Eukaryota; Fornicata; Diplomonadida; Hexamitidae. Gene Ontology annotation, molecular function: RNA helicase activity; nucleic acid binding; ATP binding.